AUAGUGAUAUUAAUUAUUUACUACAUUUUGUUAUUAGUUUGUGUUUUAAUUUCAGUUGCAUUUUUAACUUUAUUGGAACGAAAAGUAUUAGGUUAUAUUCAAAUUCGUAAAGGUCCUAAUAAAGUUGGAAUUUCUGGAAUUCUACAACCAUUUUCUGACGCUAUUAAAUUAUUUACAAAGGAACAGACUUGGUCUUCUGUUUCUAAUUACCUUUUAUAUUUUUUUUCUCCUGUAUUUAUAUUUUUUAUAUCUUUAUUUUUAUGAUCUAUGAUACCUUUUAUAACUGGGUUUUUUGAUUUUGAGUUUGGAUUUUUCUUUUUCUUAUGUGUUUUAAGAUUGGGAGUUUACCCUUUAAUAAUUGCUGGAUGAUCGUCUAACUCAAAAUAUGCUCUAUUAGGAGGUUUACGGGCUGUAGCUCAAACUAUUUCAUAUGAAGUAAGAUUAGCUUUAGUUCUUUUAUCUUUUAUUAUUGUUGUUGGAGAAUAUAGAUUGGAAGAUUUUGUCGAAUAUCAAAAUUCUUUUUAUUUUAUUUUCUUUUUUUAUUUGUUAUCUCUUGUUUGAAUUGUAUCUUGUAUAGCUGAAAUAAAUCGAACUCCUUUUGAUUUUGCUGAAGGAGAAUCUGAAUUAGUGUCAGGUUUUAAUGUUGAGUAUAGAGCUGGGGGCUUUGCUUUAUUAUUUUUGGGUGAAUAUUCUAUAAUUAUUUUAAUAAGAACAGUAAUAGUUAUCUUAUUUCUAAGUGGGGAUUUAUAUUUUACAUUUUUUUUAAAGGUAGGAUUUUUUAUUACUUUGGUAUUAUGAUUACGAGGUACCCUUCCCCGUUACCGGUAUGAUAAAUUAAUAAGUUUGGCUUGAAAAAGAAUUUUACCUUUUACUCUUCAUUGUUUAUUUAUAUAUAUGGGUUUCAAAGUAGUUUUUGAAGUAAUCUAA
Molecule: messenger RNA, 927 nt
Organism: Amphibalanus amphitrite
Lineage: Eukaryota; Metazoa; Arthropoda; Thecostraca; Balanomorpha; Balanidae
Source: the annotation of a RefSeq genome assembly